AGCCUGUGCCCAGGAUUCCCCAGCCGCUCUCGGCGUCCUUAUCGUCACGUGACCGUGACGUACUCUCCAGCGCCGCCAUCUUCGUGUGGAGGGAGCCGGGAGGUAUCGUAGGGCGCUGUGAGAGGAGGCCGUCAGCCGCAGUAUCUCCCUCCGCCAUGUCCACCGAGAACCAGGAGAGCAGCGUGCCGGAGGACAACGUUACGGACGAGCAGAAGGUGAGCCUGGAGAGGCAGUGCGGGGCCACCGGGCCGCAAUAUGGAGGGAGCCGGCUUCCAUGAGGAUGAGUCACGGUUUAAUGAUAAGGAAAAGGCGGCUGGGGCUGCUGGAGGCUGAGCUUAUACCAGGGCAUGGCCUAGUGUCUCCAUGGCUUAUUAAAUGCUCGCAGGGAACAGGUCUAAUCCCCAGCAUCCCUGGGAGGGGAGAGUCUAAUCCCCAGCAUCCCUGGGAGGGGAGAGUCUAAUCCCCAGCAUCCCUGGGAGGGGAGAGUCUAAUCCCCAGCAUCCCUGGGAGGGGAGAGUCUAAUCCCAGCAUCCUGGGGAAAGUCUAUCCCUAGAGAAGUCUAAUCCCAGCAUCCUGGGGAGAAAUCUAAUCCCAGCAUCCUGGGGAAAAGUCUAAUCCCAGCAUCCUGGGGUGGGGGUGGGGAAAUUAAUCCCCAGCAUCCCUGGGGGAAGAGUCCUAAUCCCCAGCAUCCCUGGGGUGGGGAGUGGGGAAAGUCUAAUCCCCCAGCAUCCCUGGGGUAGAGUGGGGAAAAUCUAAUCCCCCAGCAUCACAAGUGGGGAAAAGUCUAUCCCCCAGCAUCCGUGGGGAAAGUCUAAUCCCCAGCAUCCCUGAGGCCAGGGGAAAGUCUAAUCCCCAGCAUCCCUACAGCGUGCAGGGGAAAAGUCUAAUCCCCAGCAUCCUGAGGUAGGGGAAGAGUCUGUCCCCAGCAUCCCUGGGAGGGGGGAGUCUAAUCCCCCAGCAUCCCUGGGAGGGGGGAGUCUAAUCCCCCAGCAUCCCUGGGAGGGGGGAGUCUAAUCCCCCCAGCAUCCCUGGGAGGGGGGAGUCUAAUCCCCCAGCACCCCUGGGAGGGAAGAGUCUAAUCCCCCAGCACCCCUGGGAGGGGAGAGUCUAAUCCCCCAGCACCCCUGGGAGGGAAGAGUCUAAUCCCCCAGCACCCCUGGGAGGGAAGAGUCUAAUCCCCCAGCACCCCUGGGAGGGAAGAGUCUAAUCCCCCAGCACCCCUGGGAGGGGAGAGUCUAAUCCCCCAGCACCCCUGGGAGGGGGGAGUCUAAUCCCCCAGCACCCCUGGGAGGGGGGAGUCUAAUCCCCAGCAUCCCUGGGAGGGGGGAGUCUAAUCCCCCAGCACCCCUGGGAGGGAAGAGUCUAAUCCCCCAGCACCACUGGGAGGGGAGAGUCUAAUCCCCCAGCACCCCUGGGAGGGGAGAGUCUAAUCCCCAGCAUCCCUGGGGGGGGAAAGUCUAAUCCCCAGCAUCCCACAGGGGAGGGAAGUCUGUCCCAGCAUCCCUGGGGAAAGUCCUAUCCCCAGCAGCAUCCUGGGAAAUCUAAUCCCAGCAGCAUCCUGGGAGAGAAGUCUAAUCCCAGCAUCCUGGGGGAGAAAGUCUAAUCCCCCAGCAUCCCUGGGGGAGAAAGUCUAAUCCCCAGCAUCGGGAGAAAGUCUAAUCCCCAGCAUCCCUGUGUGGGGGAGAGUCUAAUCCCCGGCGCAUCCUGGGGAGGAAAGUCUGUCCCCGGCAUCCUGGGGAGAAAGUCUAAUCCCAGCAUCCCUGGGGAGAAAGUCUGAUACAGCAUCCUGGGGAGAAAGUCAAUCCCUGGGGGGGAGAAGUCUAAUCCCCAGCAUCCCACAAGUAAUCCCCAGCAUCCCUGGGGAGGGAAAGUCUAAUCCCCAGCAUCCCUGCCAGGGGAAAGUCUAAUCCCAGCAUCCUGGGGGAGGGAAAGGGAGAUCACAAUCCCAGCAUCCUGGAAGUCUAAUCCCCAGCAUCACCAAGUCUAAUCCCCAGCAUCCUGGAAAUCUAUCCCCCCAGCAUCCUAGAAGUCUAUCCCCAGCAUCCCUGAAGUCCUAAUCCCAGCAUCACAGAGUCUAAUCCCAGCAUCGCCCAGGGGAGUCUAAUCCCCAGCAUCCCUUGAGGAAGGUCCUAAUCCCCCCAGCAUCCCUUGGGGGGAAGGUCUAAUCCCCCGUCCUUGGAUCUAAUCCCCAUCCCCUGGGGGGUCUAAUCCCCAGCAUCCCUGGGGAGGUCUAAUCCCAGCAUCACAGAGGUCCUAAUCCCCAGCAUCCCUGGGGGAGGUCUAAUACCCCAGCAUCCUGGGGGGGAGUCUAAUCCCCCAGCAUCCCUGGGGGUGGGAGAGUCUAAUCCCCCAGCAUCCCUGGGGGUGGGAGAGUCUAAUCCCCCAGCAUCCCUGGGGGUGGGAGAGUCUAAUCCCCCAGCAUCCCUGGGGGUGGGAGAGUCUAAUCCCCCAGCAUCCCUGGGGGUGGGAGAGUCUAAUCCCCCAGCAUCCCUGGGGGUGGGAGAGUCUAAUCCCCCAGCAUCCCUGGGGGUGGGAGAGUCUAAUCCCCCAGCAUCCCUGGGGGUGGGAGAGUCUAAUCCCCCAGCAUCCCUGGGGGUGGGAGAGUCUAAUCCCCCAGCAUCCCUGGGGGUGGGAGAGUCUAAUCCCCCAGCAUCCCUGGGGGUGGGAGAGUCUAAUCCCCCAGCAUCCCUGGGGGUGGGAGAGUCUAAUCCCCCAGCAUCCCUGGGGGUGGGAGAGUCUAAUUCGUGAUACUGAGCUGCAUCCUCUCAAUGAUUGGGCAUCAUGGUCAAACAGGCUUCCUCUGUGUAUUAUAAUAUAUAUUGCAUUACUGAGGAUUUGUUUUAUGCUCAUGAGGCAGGGGUUGGCUCCAAAAGAGAUAUCUAUAGCUUCUAGUCUAAUUCAAAUACUAUUUAGGCUAGCAGAGCAUCAUGGGAGCUGUAGUUAUGUAACAUCUGGAGAAUCUAUUAUUUGGAAGAACCCUGCCCUAAUUUAUUUGUUGGGGCGUUGAAUGAACCCCGUAUAGAGAACUUUGCUGGUGACCUAUUGAGUGCUGCUCUCAACACUUGGCCAUGCUUAAAUCCUGCUCAUCAGAUGUAGGAUAGGAUGAAGGAGACUUCCUAGUUGCCACAGCAGGCACCAUUCCAGUUACAGCAUCAUAGCCCCACCUCACUUGCAGUCACUAAAAGGCACAUGCUGCAAAGCUCUAUUUUAUAAUGUAAAUAUACAUGUAUAUUAAUCAGAAAUUUAGUGCAGAAAUUUGUUUUGUUUUUUUCUUAACCCAACAAUUGCCCAAAUCCUCCCAUCUAUCUGAAUCAGGAUUGAGGAUUAAUAGUUUGAACUCUAUUAAACUCCAGCACACAUUCAACCAACUCACUUGCAGUCUAUAAGAGUUCCUGUACGUAAUAUUUUUUUCCUUCUAGUCCCUACAGGGAAGCAAAUCUUGGUGCAAGGUCCUAUUUUUGUCACUAUGGAGACCUGAUGCCAUGGUUUUGUUUUGAGCAUUCGUUUAGCAUGCUUCUUAUUGCACAGUACAUUAUCAUGAUGGUUAUUUUAAUCUUCUUGAUUUCUGUAAAUAUGAGGCACGUCCAAUCCGUAUUCUUAUUUGGAUUACAAAUGUUUUAAAACUGCAUUGCUGUUAUUUUAUUUCCAUAUGGAAGUUUUUCAUUUAGCAAAGGUGACAUCAUUGUUACAUGGUUUUGCAUAGGCAACUAUAUUUAAAGGAACACAAACAUGUAUUCCUGACCCUAUAGUGUAAAAGACGCCAUCUGGCCCCCUAAAUAUAGCAAAAUCUUACAGUCAAAUAUUGCAGUCUGCUGCUGGCUCCUGUGAUCUGCCUGCAUGGCUUACUUCAUCAUCCUGUGCAGCACUGGACACAGUUGUUCUGGUGUCUACAUGAAAAUGUCUGCAGGGACAGGCUAUAUACUCUGCCUUUUCAGAAGAAAGGCAGUGUUUACAUUACUGCUAGUGCCUAGGGACAUCUCAGUGGCAUUUAAUCUGAUGGCCACUAGAGGUGCUUCCUGGGUAAAUGCUGUACAAUGUGCAGUAUAUCCAGCGGAACAUUCCCCGUAGAGAUUUAAUGCAUCUCUAUGAGGAGAUGCUGAUUGGCCAGCGCAACAUUUUGUCACACGUGCUCAUUAGCCUCCCAAUGCUUUCAUAUGGGAACGUAUUGGAUUGGCUGAGAUUGUCAAUUCUGAUGAUCUCCGCCAAGAGGGCGGGCCCAGUGUCAGCGGACCUGCAUUCCUCCCAGCCUGCCAACACUACAGGUCAAGGUCUUAUAGUGUCGCGGUGCCUGGCUGGGACCCUGUUCAGCGGAAAUGUUUCCCAGUGCUAUAAACACUAAAUUGAGGAUUGCUAAGAAUUCAAAGUGAAUUUCAAAUGUAACAUCAAAAUAGUUGUGUAAUACCAAAGAAUAGUUUCAAUUCUUUCAUAGGGGGAUUGGAACUGUUUAAUAAAUUGAAGGCCGCAAAGAUGUAAGGUCACAGGGACAAAGUUGAUGCUGGGAACAAAGAACUAAGUGUUCUGGGCUGGCUGAUGGCUUGAUGGACUUUCUUAUAGUAGUAUUUUACAAAUAUCUGGUUCUAUAAACCACUGUAUGUUACAGGGAUGCGAAGUGGAUGUGGUCCUUAGACUAACCAUUUCAUUUACUUGCAAAGCAAGCUUACAUUCCUUAUUACCAAAAUUGUACAUUCUAAUAAAUGUAUAUCUCCUUCUGUGCUUUUUCCUACUUCGAACCCUAUGUUCAGGUUGUGCAAGUUUCAGUAGUAUAGGGUUUUUUUUGUUUUUUAUCUCAUGAUAUAACUGUUUGUUUUUAUUUAUUUUGAUAUGUCUUUCUGUACUGUAAAUCGGAUGGUCUGCACUAUUUUUGUUUUCUCUUUUGUGCCAUAUGUCCAAGGAUCCUUACACAAGAUGUGAGGGAACCCACAGCCUGAUGUCUGUUUUUUGAUAUGCUGAUACUUAUGUGAUUUAGCAUUUACAUUUCGUGUAAGGAUCACAGUAAUUGGUUAUAAAUAGCAGCAAUAAUUGUAUUUGUUCCCGCUAGUUGCUGUGUGUUCCCUUUUAUUCAUAGAAUAUGUAUAGCAGUGCUGAGGAGAGAGCAUUUUCGGGUAGGUACUUUUCAACCUUUUGGGUUGUGAGGUCUUGGCCUUUUAUUUCCAUAGAGAAGUGCCAGUGUCAUCUAUAUUUGAUGUCAAAUGCCUAACCUCAUAUCAGUCAUUGUAAAAGGGACAAAAUACCCUGACUACUGAAUUUUUUUGUUUCCCUCUCUCUCCCAGGCUCAUUAAAAAGACCCUAUAGGCACCCAUACUGCUUCAGUUGGUUGAAGUGAUCUGGGUACAGUGUCCCUAUUGUAGUUUGUGCUGCAAUGUUAAACAUUGCAGCACUAAGUCUGCCUCCAGUGGCUGUCUACCAGACAGCCACGAGACACGUCAUGUAUCCUAACAGACUUUUGGUCCAGUAACUGAAUAGCAUCAGCUAUUUAUUCAUUGGAAAACAUUGAAGUUCAUUGCUAUUUCUAUUGGGUACUGUAAAUCGGAUGGUCUGCACUAUUUUUGUUUUCUCUUUUGUGCCAUAUGUCCAAGGAUCCUUACACAAGAUGUGAGGGAACCCACAGCCUGAUGUCUGUUUUUUGAUAUGCUGAUACGAUUUAGCAUUUACAUUUCGUGUAAGGAUCACAGUAAUUGGUUAUAAAUAGCAGCAAUAAUUGUAUUUGUUCCCGCUAGUUGCUGUGUGUUCCCUUUUAUUCAUAGAAUAUGUAUAGCAGUGCUGAGGAGAGAGCAUUUUCGGGUAGGUACUUUUCAACCUUUUGGGUUGUGAGGUCUUGGCCUUUUAUUUCCAUAGAGAAGUGCCAGUGUCAGAUGUCAAAUGCCUAACCUCAUAUCAGUCAUUGUAAAAGGGACAAAAUACCCUGACUACUGAAUUUUUUUGUUUCCCUCUCUCUCCCAGGCUCAUUAAAAAGACCCUAUAGGCACCCAUACUGCUUCAGUUGGUUGAAGUGAUCUGGGUACAGUGUCCCUAUUGUAGUUUGUGCUGCAAUGUUAAACAUUGCAGCACUAAGUCUGCCUCCAGUGGCUGUCUACCAGACAGCCACGAGACACGUCAUGGACUUUUGGUCCAGUAACUGAAUAGCAUCAGCUAUUUAUUCAUUGGAAAACAUUGAUUCAUUGCUAUUUCUAUUGGGAGGCCUUAUGUUGGAACGGCACUCGUUGCAUAUGUACAUUAGCAUCCACUAGUCGAGGAACGUGGGAGGCAGGCGGCAGCAAGGAUCUGUAGCUCUGUUCCCUCGUGCUUGGAGCUGGAAUAUGGCAUCUUUUUUGCCAGAUCACUAAACGGUGCUCUAGGAAGCAGAGAUGACUGCAGCCCAAAAGGUAGGGAGGCUGGGUGAAUUUAAAAUAAUAAAAGUAAUGAUUUGUGAGUAAGUGUGAGUGUUGCAAUGUGUGAAAUCAGUGAGUGUAUGUAUGUCUGUCAAUGGAGGGGGCCUACUGGGUGUAGGGAUAAACUAUCUUGAAACACAUCAGGGCCCUGGGGCUCCCACGACAUGUAUCUUAUCACGAGAUUGCCAGAGUGCUGAGACUAUAUGACCGUAGAAAUGCAUAGAUAACCAUAAACACAAGAUGUGUAAGAACCACUAAACUAACAGAAAAAAGAAUACAUUGAUUAGAGUAUAAUUCUUAGCACACAUGUUGUACAUACUACUCCCAUUUUGAGGGCGACUUUUUAAUUUGGACGAACAUGACCAAAAAAAUGGGAAAAGGCUGAGGUAUCAUGUAACCUAUAUGGGUCUCCCUUUCAUUUAUUCACUGGAUUAGAGAUGGGGGCACUGGCUUUCUAUACUGCACUCACGAAAUCUAUGAUGGGGUUCACGCAGUAACAAAGAUUUCAACUCUCCGCUGACUUUAGCCAGGUCCGCUGUUUGUAUACUUUCUACUCUACUGCCCAUAUAGGAGAUCCAGGGCUGCCAGAUCUUGAUAUAAACUGCAGGUUUCCCCAGAGAUGACCAACGGAGCUCUUCUAGGAUGCGGAAGUGCUUGAUUUUAGAAAUCACUUCCCUUAAACCCGGUGUCCUGGUUGCUUUCCACAAGCUCGCAAUUACCGACUUGGCGGCAGUGAGCAUAAAAUACAGUAAUGAGUUUUUAUAUUUGUCAGAGCUGUGUCAUUGUGUAGGAGUAACAGGUUGUCCAUCUCAAGAGAGAUGUUCGUGCCCUAGGUUUCCUGUAUUGUGGUCACUACCUGUACCCAGAAGGGCAAUAUUUCCUUGCACUUCCACUAUAUGUGCAACAUCACCUGCCGCCCCUCCGAACAUCCAGCAGAUGGGAGGGAUGUGGUUGGGUGAAAACGGUUGAUGUCCUGUGGCGUGAUAUACCAACCUGAGAUUACUUUAUAGUUAAUUUCUUGCAACAUAACCCCGCCCAGAUGAAUCUUGUGAACAGUGUCUGAAUAUUUAUAAAGAACCGUCUUGGGAGGUAUGUUGGUAUUGUGUUUAGCAGAUACAGAGUGCGAGGGAGUAUGUUCAUCGAUGUAGCAUUGACCCUACCCAUCCAUCUGAGAAGGGGUUUAUCCCACACCUGCAGGUCUGCUUGUAUGGCUGUCAGUAAACCGGGAAAGUUGAAUACAUAUAGAGCUCUAGUAUAUGCUGGAAUGUAAACCCCCAGGUACUUGAUCGAUUUAGGGGCCCAAUGGAACCGGAAUUCCCUUUGUAGUCGCUCUGCUUCCCCAGAUUGUAGCGUAAGUAUUUCACAUUUAUCUACUUUGAUUUUGAAGUUAGUCAAUGAGUUAUGUGUUCACUUUGUCUACCAAAUACAGGAGGGUAAGCCUGGAUUGGUGAUCGUAAAAAGCAAAUCGUCCGAAAAAAGGCGGACACCUUAAAUUCCGGUGGUCCCACCCGGAUGCCCCUGAUACUUGCAGUGGUUCUAACACCAAAAUAAACAUUAGAGGUGACAGGGGCAGCUCUGUCUGGUACUGUUGGUAAUGGGCAAUGGUAAAGACAAUUGACCGUUCACUUUUAUGCACGCAGUGGGUCGUGAAUAUAUGGCCCUAAUCCACUGUAUCCAAGCGGGUCCGAAACCCAGAGUUUCCAAUGUGAGAGAGGAACGGCCAGUCCACCCUUUCCAACGCCUUUUCAGCAUCUAUCGCCAACACGAUGGCUGGGUCCCCCCCUCUUUGUGCCCAUUGAACUAAAUCCACUAUCUCUUGGUGGUAUUAUCUUGGCCUCUCGCGCUGGAACAAACCCCGCUUGGUCUGGAUGUUUCAAUCCCUGUAAAAGUGAUCUCUUUUAGUAAAUAGCUUUAUGUCCACAUUAAUCAGCAAAAUGGGACGGAAGCUACCACAGGCCUCUGGGUCUUUUCUGGGUUUGGGGAUCAGGGUAAUUGUGGCUUCUAGACUGGAGGGGGGAAGGGCAGUCGAAUUGGUUAACAAAUUAAUUGAUUCCAAAAAAUAGAGUGAUAGUUCCUGAACAAAAGUUUUGUAAUAGAUAUUAGAAAAGCCGUCUGGUCCUGGGACUUUGUUAGAUGGAGCGGUAUGGAUGGCCUUAGACGGCUCCUCUACUGUGAAGGGAGCUUCUAUGCGGGAUAUCUUAUUGCCUAAGUUGCACUCCAAGUGGGCUUUUUAUGUCUUCCCUACUUAAGGGUGUGUGUUUCAAAUUAUAGAGGGAGUGAUAAGUCUCUAAACGCCUCGGCAAUAUCAUCGUCAGUAUGGGCCAUCGUCCUGUCUGUCCUUUUUAAUUUUAGGAAUGUAUAUAUGCUGUUGUUGAGUUUUUAGCGCAGACGCCAACAGCUUCCCACAUCUAUCUCCCUGUGAAUAAAAUCUGUUUAUUUUUUUUUUAUUUUUUUUUUUUUUGUGUUAUCGCCCAUCAAGAUCUUGAGCUCAGACCUAAGAGAGGCUAGUUUGCAAUAGUCUGACAACGUAUCUUUAGGUCUUUAUGUAUGUCCUCCAGUUCUGCAAUAUCCUGGAGUUGUCUUUUCCUAGUACUAGACUUCUCCCUCUUUAACUGCGUUCCCCACUUCACUAGCUCUCCCCUCAGGACACACUUAUGGGCUUCCCAUUGUAUUGUUUAGUGGUAUCGGAUGUCUUGUUUUCCUGGAAGUAAUGUGAUAGUUGAAAGUGCUUGACGUACUCUGGGGUUUUGUAGUAGGUAAGGGUUAUGUUUCCACUGGUACUUUAUUACAGGUACCGUGGGAUCGCUAUAGUCUGUGAAAUGGGAGCAUGGUCGGACCAGACAAUAUUACCUAUAUUUGUGUUGCGCAUCAGUGAAAGGUCCUUGUGUGCCACUAGGAAAUAGUCUGUUCUAGUGCAUGUCCUGUUUGGAGGCGAAUAGAAGGUAAAAUCUUUGGUAGAUGGGUUCUGGAUUCUCCAGCAGUCAUUUAAUUGACUGCCGUGGAGUAGUCUGUGCAUCUGGGCCCUAGCCAAAGCAAGAUGUGCAGGGUUUGUAGCAGUGCUGUCUCUUUGGGCAUCCAGGGAGAUAUUGAAGUCACCUCCUAUAAGGAUGAUUCCUUCUGCAUAGCGUCGGACUACUGAUAUUAUGCGCCUAAAUGAGGAACAUUGUUUUUUAUUGGAGAGAUUGGGUGAUGGGAUGAUCCCACCAGCCCUUCAAGAAUAAUGUACCUCCCUGAGGUGUCCAUGAUCUGGUGUUGAUAUGUAAAUGGGAUUUGUGAGCCGACUAAUAUGGCCACCCCACGUGUUUUACUUAAAUGGAAGUUGUUAUAGUGGCAAUAUGGAAUUGUUUAUGGCUCAAUUUAGGAGCCCCCUCCCCCCUGAAAGUGUUUCCUGUACAAAAAACCACGUUGGCUUCCAUUUGAAGGAAGUCGCAUAUUGCCAUCUGCCUCUUUUCAGAGGAGUUAAGGCCCUUGACGUUAUAAUAUACGACCUUAAAUGUUUGCAUCAAAGGUACACAAAAUUAAACGCCCUAUCACUCUGGAGUCUGGGUCUCGUACAACAGUCACUUUCUGGAAAAUAAAAACUAUGGGAAAAGUGUGCUCAAAAGAAAGUAAAACAAAUAACAAUUUAAAAGAGCACUGCAAGCAGUAAUACAAGGGGGCGCAAAUAGUGUCCCAAAUAGGAGACGGUGUUGCUCUCGUAGUGGCCCCCAGCCGUUCGUGAACUAUACACAAUUAUAAAAGUAAUAAACCUCUGAAGAAAACCCCCUCUGAGUUUAUACCAUUAAUGUCACAGAUACAGGGUGGUUGGGUGGGGCUUAGCAUAGGACAUAGGCAGCCAGAGCUUCCCAGAUAAUGGCCCAACAAUCCUUAAGAUCACUCUGCAGACCGGACAUUAGUAUAACGUUUGUAAAUAUACAGGGAGGUUAGUUGCCCCGUCCUUUCUGCCGGUGCAUACAGUGGAGCCGUGGAAUAGAUGGCCCCUUUAAGAGGCCUUUAGUGAAGGGGAUUACCCAACGUGGUGCCACCGGGGGGGAUAAACACCCCGCUGCCCCUAGAGACUGUUGUGUUGAUGAAAAAUUUAUGAAUGAAAUAGGGGAGGGAGAAACGGUUAACCACAACCAAAGUAAAUACAAAUAAGUAGGACCCACAAAAUGCAAGGCUAUGAGCAUAAUACUUUAUAGGACCAUAAUGGAGGGGGUCAUAGUCCCAGGAUUUGGACUUCUAUCUGAGCCAUCUGCCCUUCUAUUAGUGAUGGCCAAAUGGGCAUCAAAAGCCGCCUAUGUGGUAGGGUGCAUACAACUCUGAACGGUGUUACAUCUCGAGAUGUAAGUGUCUUGUCUAGCUCUUGUGCUAGGCUGUUGCGAUGCCUUUUCCUGCCUGCAGUAUGUUUCCACUUAGGCUGUUGAGGCAAUGCUUUACCCAAGGGCAUGGAAGCUUCAACAUACCAGUCCGCAACAUCCACCUUAGGCAGGUUAAGGCACCACUGAAAUUCUGGAACAUCCGCCGCAGUUCUGAUGAAGUGUGUUGGCCCCUCUUGGAGCACGGACAACGAAAAGAGGUAACCUCAGCGAUGCCUGAUAUUGUGUUCUUGUAGUGCUAAUGUAAUUGGGUGGUGAGCCCUCCUGCCCUGCAUUUUUUUUUAUUUAUUUUAUUUUUUUUUUUCAAUCCAGGUUCCAGCCAGUUCUGGGAUGCCAAGGAUUUCUUUUUGUUAUCCAUCUGGGCAUUUUUAGGGGUAAAAAUGGCUCUUUUACUCGGAAUGUCAGGAGCUCUCGAGAUGUAACACCGUUCAGAGUUGCAGGACAUGCCCCCCUCAAAGUGAAUUUUAAUUGUUGGCCAAUAGUAUCUGAUUUUAAAAAUAUUAACCAAAAUAUUUUCAGUGCAGCUGUCUUAGUCUAAAGUUUGGAACGCACUUUGAAUUUCCAACAGUUACAGAUUGGUGAAUAACCCUGCAAGUGUUUUGAAAUUUAGAGAACCUGACUGAAGCUCACUUUAUCAAUGUUUCAACGUAGGAGAAGAAAAGAUCACUGUCUUCUGACGCUUCCUUAUACUUUCUCUAAAUGUAAAUCCUGAGGCGUAGGAAACAUGCAAGCCUUCAUCUGUGUGCAACGGGCGUUCUGGCAUCCAUCUGUUAAGAGGAGCAGUGUUUGAGACAUGCUAAUGUUGGAGCCAAUUAAUUUUUAAGCUGCUUUUAUAACGAUGGAGUUGUCAUUGACGUCACUUAAACCAAUGAGAAGCUUAGCUUAACAUGAGAUUUAACCCAAGACUCAAAUCCAAGAAACUUUGUCCUCCUAGCCGUUGGUUCAGGGGGGAAAAGAAGCAACAAAGCAUUUUUGGUCAAUUUGUAUGUUGCAUCAUAAAAUGUUAACUUAAAGUAACAUUACAGGGUCAGGAACACAAACACGAAUCAAUGCAUUCCUAUGAGGAAAACUGCAUGGAGAUGCUGAAUGGUAAGUGCAGCACUGCCCCAAGAAGCACCUCCAGUGCACCUCUCUGAAAAGGCAGUGUUUACAUGAAAAUGCCUGCAGUGCAUGAUUAUACACACCAGAACUACUACAGAUCAUUGCUGGUUAGAAUGGUAAUCCUCUGUAAAUGUAGGGGUUACCACAUACUGAUUUUGGCUUUUGUUCUCCUGUGUUAUCAACUAUAAAGUGUGUGUUCCUAUUUGUUGUAUAUGUAUAUUGACUUUUAUGUAUCCCUCUCCAUAGGAAAUGGAUGAUAAGGUGAUCAGCCCUGAGAAAGCUGAAGAGGCAAAAUUAAAAGCUAGAUAUCCACACCUGGGGCCAAAACCUGGAGGGUCAGACUUCUUGAGAAAACGACUUACAAAAGGAGUAAGUACAUACAUUAAUGUAAUCAGUGUUUGAUAGAGCAUAGCUUGUGCUUAUUAAACAGUUCUGUUCUUAUUUAUAGAAUGUUUGUUUUUUUCAGAGCGGGAGGGGGUGGUUCUCUGCUUUUGGAUUACUUAUAAAAUGUUUUGCAAUGAUUUGAUUUGCAAACCAAAAACGCCAUGGGACCUAGAACUUGGUUUCUGAUACCUGUAGUAUCAGGAGCAAUAGUGAGGGUUAAUCAUGUGGAGGCUAUGCUUUAUAUUCAACAUAUUACCAGAUGUAAGGUGUUGGGGGGGCACUUAUAAAUGCAUUUGUUACAGCUUGAAGAAGUGGGCACUCUGUCCUUUGCUGUGAGAAGUGUAUGAAAUAGAUGUUCUGCUUGGCAGCACUGGUCAAAAAAAAUAAUGACAUGAUGGGAAUCUAAAGGGAGAUCUGUUGCUAAAGAAUAGACCUUGUUUUGGGAUGCACAUCUUGUGUAUGCUUUGUAUCAACCCUCUAUGUAUGAAUGGUGUCUCCUCUCGAACAUGUGAAAGGUUUAUCAUGUCUGCUUUUCCAGUAUUCUACUAGGUUGUCUUGAGGAAUAAUUUGAUGUUUUACAAUCAGUGAUUCACUAACACUAUUUCAUACUUAUUUUCCUAGCAAAAAUAUUUUGAUUCUGGGGACUACAACAUGGCCAAGGCGAAAAUAAAGAACAAGCAACUUCCAGCAGCUGCUCCGGACAAAACAGAAGUCACUGGUGAUCAUAUUCCUACUCCACAGGACCUUCCGCAGAGGAAACCUUCUCUGGUUGCCAGCAAAUUGGCUGGUUGAUCAACUCGCCUAUCUGCAUGAAACCACCUCAUUCCCAUUUAUUUUCUGCCUUUUUUUUUUUUUUCUUCACUUUAUUUUUCCUUUUUUUUAAUGAUUUUUCACUUUAUUUUAUUUUCCCUUUCUGCUCUUUCUCCCUAAACACUGUAGUCGGGCUGACGGCUUAGCAGGCAGUAGUAUGGCAAGCAGCUGUCUGGAGUGUAGGAUAUGUAGAAUAGUCUGAAAACAAUGCACUGAUAAAUAGACCUGUUUUGGUAUAGCAAUGUAAAGUUAAGCUACUUGAAAACAAACACAACAUUUAAUUGUACAUAAUGCCUCUAUCAGGUAUAAGCAAUGGACACUUCUGUGGGUUUAACUGUUUUACUGUUUUUGCUUUUCUUUCACAACUUGAUUUCCUUCAUACUGUAGUGUUUUUUGUUUUUUUCUAAACAAUUUCCCUUCCUUUUUAACUUUUCUUUGGAGUUUAAGACCACAAAUUAUGUUUUGAAAGAAAGCAUGUCAAAUCAAACUGGGUUCUCAAAGGUUGUUCUCAGCUUUCUGCCCUUUUAACUUGAAUGGCCUUAAACCUUUCUCAGCUUUAACGAUAGGAUUCGACUUGGGCAAUAUUUGCUCACAUGGCUGUAACCUUUCAUGAACCUAGUAUGUAAUGAAAGAGACCUGUUGAAGCUGGUAUUUUCCUGGUUAGUAGUGUAGAACCUUAUGUUGAAGAUGUGGAUGAAGUGUGCAUGUGCAUAGACUGUUGAAUUCACUUUUGUGCCAUUUUGUAAAUACAAUAGUUUUGCACAACCUUUUUGCAAACGUGUACUAAUUUUUACAGUUUACAAGAUCUGUAUGUAAAGCUGUAGCACAUUUUAGUUUUCAAAUUUAAACAGAAAAAAACAAUCCUCCUGGUUAAUUUCAUGAAGCUCAUUCUAAAUUUGGUUUUGUUCAGUUUUUUUUUCUUUUUUUUUUUUUUUAAUGGAUUUAUUUGUGGACUUUUUUUAUGGGAUGAAACAAACUGCAUUUCGAGGAAUUAAUUUGAGCCAGGAAAAAGCAACUUAUGCCUGUCCAUGCUGCUGUAGUUUCAUCUUACAAAGAGUAACGAGUCCUCAUCACAGCGCAAAUAUUCCCGGCCUACCUGUGGUUUACACAAUUGUAGAGCAGUCGCAGAUUGCGUCGCAUGCCUGUGUCGAGAAAAUUGCAUGUAUUUUCUUUGUCCAUGGCUCCAGGUUACAUGGACCUGCAUGGUACAUGCAUACAUCAAUCUGUGGCACUAAGGGGAUCUGCUAGUCUGCAGCAAAUUUUUAAGGCAUUAAAACUGACUCCAUAUAUCUGUAUAUCCUAAUAUAAAGUUUGGAAUUGGGUUGUGACCAGAAGACAAAAAUGUUCUGUGUUAACAUGCAUUCAGGACACAUAUUCCAAAACAAACCGUACAUUUGCAACAUAAGCAAAUUCUAAGGUUCGAUAACUGCUAAACCUUCAAGGUGUAUAUUACUGUGCUUAUUGGUGUCCAACAGCAGUCAUUAAUUGGUAUCAACAUUUUAAAGUAGUCUGUGUUAGCAAAUGAACUACAAUAAUGCUGGAUAUACUAAACAUUUAUGAAUAUUGUUAAUAAAGAUUACAACUGUA
Messenger RNA from Pelobates cultripes (western spadefoot toad), 14608 nucleotides. NCBI's taxonomy places the organism in Eukaryota, Metazoa, Chordata, Amphibia, Anura, Pelobatidae. The record is from the annotation of a GenBank genome assembly.